GUGUGUGUGUGUGGGGCGUUCCCAUACCAAGGGCUACCACCAGUCCACUCAUACCAGUGUGGUGCUAAUGGUGUUUGGAUGUGCACGCUGAACACCAUGGCCUCCGCGUGUAACCUGCCGCCUCACCUAUCCCGCUUUGGGCUUCUGGGAAUGUCAGAAGACCAGAAUGGAAUGUGGUGUGUGGUGUCCCUAGAGUCCGUGUCUGCGGAAGUGACCAUUCGUGGCUUCGUGGCCCAAGUGACCGCCAGCAUGGUGUAUCACAACACUGCCUCACACCCACUGCAGGUGCGAGCGGUGCUGCCCGUGGAGGAGGGCGCCGCCGUGUACCACUGCGAGGCACGGCUGGACGGCAGAACCAUCGUGACUCACUGCAUGGAGAAGAAAAAGGCGGAGAAGGUGUACAAGGAGGCUGUGGAAAAGGGGAAGACAGCUCUCAUGACACGAGAAGACCCUGACUCAAGCGACAUUCUCACUCUUAACCUCGGCAACUUCCCUGCAGGGUCGAGGGCCGAGGUCACCCUGCGUCUGGUGAUGGAACUGCGUGUGGAGACAGACGGCGCCAUCAGCUUCGUCCUGCCGGCAGUGCUCAACCCGCGCUACACCCCGGCUGAUCAUCCUCGCAGGGAAGACUGGAAAUGGAACUGGAACUUGGGUGAGCGAGAGGUGCACGUGUCGCAGCCUUACUCCAUGGAGGUGAAGGGGCAGGUGUGUGGCAGCCAUCAGAUAGCUCAGGUCAUCUCCCACACUGACCCACUCAACGUGACCCUGGCUGAUGAUGCCAUGUCUGCCCAGGUGAGCCAGGAAGGAGGGUUCAGCUGCGACCACGACUGGAGCAUGCUGGUGUACUACAAGAACGCCUACCAGCCCCACCUGCUGCGGGAGACCGGCGAACGCUCCGCCACCGGGAUCAUGAGGGACGACCUGCUCAUGCUGAACCUCUUCCCAGAGGUGCCGACCAACUCCUACUCCAGCAGGAACGAGAUUAUCUUUGUCAUCGACCGCUCAGGAAGUAUGAAUGGGGACAAGAUACAGAGUGCCCGAGCAACACUUCUUCUGUUCCUCAAGAGUUUGCCUCCGGGUUGCCUCUUCAACAUUGUCAGCUUUGGCUCAACCUUCUCACUGCUCUUCCCGAAGGGGAGUUGUGCAUACUCAGAGACAACGCUGCGUGAGGCGUGCCAGCUGCAGGCCGCAAUGGACGCUGACAUGGGGGGCACAGAGAUCCUGGCGCCCUUCAAGGACAUCUACAACAAGCCACCCAUACCUGGCUACUCACGACAGAUCCUGCUCAUCACGGACGGGGAGGUCACCAACGUGGAUCAGGUGGUGCAGUUGGUGGGGCGCCACGCACACGAGACAAGGCUGUUCUCUGUGGGCAUUGGGCAUGGGGCAUCCACUGCCCUGGUGCGUGGGGCAGCCAGGGCAGGGCGUGGGAGGUCAGAGAUGGUUGUACAGCAAGGACUGCUGCAGCAAAAGGUGAUGGGCCUGGUGAGCUCCAUGGUGCAAGAGAACAUACAAGGGGUGACCGUGGCUUGUGAGGUAGAGCCAGCCUGCAGGGUGACACUGGUACCCAAGGUGCCGCCUGUCAUCUUUGGUGGCCAGCACCUCAUCUUGUAUGCCAGGGUGCCCCCUGCCACACAGGUCAAGAAGAUCACAGUGCGAGGUCAGCUUGGCACCAGUCCCAUCACGAUGGAGGAGAAACACUUCACUGUGGUGCAUGACGAGGCCAAGUCGCUCCACAGGCUGGCGGCGCGCUCCCAGAUCUUGCAGUGGCAGCUGGACGAGGAGGAGGGAGUGGCAGAGGACAUGGUGGCUCUGAGUGUGGCGAGUGGUGUAGUAUGUCGCCACACAGCUCUGGUGGGCGUGGACCAGGAUUCGGGGAAGCCUGUGCCUGAAUCACCUUGUCAGGACACUCCAAUGUUAGGUUACUUACCGAUGGUAUAUGGUCCAUCAGGAACACAGGAUGCUAAUUUUCUUGAUUUAAGUCAAAAUCUUUUCUCUGCUGUAGGGGACUUAAGUUCACGGUCAAAAUUAACCACCACAUCCAGCUGGCAAACACUAUUGGCCGUGAAAGCGUCUGCUCGAAUCAACUUAAACAGAGAAGAACCGAAAGAACAGUGCAUUUUAUCACAAGACAGUGAAUCAUCAGAUGAAGAGUUGUGUUCCAAAGUUGAGGACGACUCUCAGCCUCCUUUGGAUCUCAUGGCGGUGGUGAGUCUGCAACAGUUUGAUGGGUCGUGGGGGUUGAAGGAUGCAUCGCACCUCACCGCCGUGCCUUUUGAUGUGCUCUCUGCUGCCAAUCCCGCUAAGGGUGAGGCAGCCUGGGCCACAGCGCUGGUGCUAGCGUUGCUGGAGAUGAAGUUUGGUGAGCAGAGGGAGGAGUGGGAGCUGCUGGCCACCAAGGGGCAUGCCUUCCUGGCUGGGUGUGGAGAGCAGCCUGAGGAACUGUUGGUCAGGGCUCGACUCACACUGGAGUCCCAGUGACUCCCCACGGACACAAGGCAGCAGUGGUGGGUGCAACGUGCAGACUUCCCUGCAGGUCUGGCUGGCAGCCACUGCAGAGAGCCGUAGUCAGAAACACUCCUUUCUCACCUCGACUAUUUUCCAAGGCCACAGAGAUGAUUAACUGCAGCUUCAAGAAUGUUUCUCCUGUUCAUAAUGUAGAAAUGUUAAUCUGCUACUCCCAACUGUAGGAGCACCCAUAAAAGCCUGCAACAUUUCAACUAGAGCCCUUUGAAAGUAGUGGAGGUGCAGCAUGGAAGUGUUUGAGAAUAUGGUCCUGAGAGCCAUGGUGGAGCUGUGUGGUGGUGGUGGUGGUGGUGGUGGUGGGUCGAGUGGUUCCCUCAUUGCCACAGGGGUGUCAAGCCACACUUCUUGAAAUGUCAUGAUUUUUCUUGCCACUCAACUUUCAUAUUUUGUUUUAAAUUUAGGUAUAGUUUUUACACACACACCACUAUUUAUGAUUUCUUUAUUUUAUUUUUAUGAUUUUUAUGCAUUUCACUUAUCUAUUGCUGCAUUGGGAAAAUUUUAUUUCUGCACAUCAUUAUAUGUGUGUGUGUGUGUGU
Molecule: messenger RNA, 3062 nt
Organism: Scylla paramamosain (green mud crab)
Lineage: Eukaryota; Metazoa; Arthropoda; Malacostraca; Decapoda; Portunidae
Product: von Willebrand factor A domain-containing protein 5A-like
Exons: 18
Coding region: 79-2481 (800 amino acids)
Source: RefSeq, a predicted model, not a curated record